Vespa crabro (European hornet) is the source of this 2587-nucleotide messenger RNA. RefSeq names its product protein arginine N-methyltransferase 9-like. The transcript has 8 exons. Gene Ontology annotation, molecular function: protein-arginine omega-N monomethyltransferase activity; protein binding. Gene Ontology annotation, biological process: peptidyl-arginine methylation. Lineage: Eukaryota; Metazoa; Arthropoda; Insecta; Hymenoptera; Vespidae. The record is from RefSeq and is a predicted model, not a curated record. The coding region runs from base 177 to 2456 and encodes 759 amino acids.
AUGACUAAUAAGCACAGUUUAUUAUAACACGUUUGUUUUAAAUCUUAUUUCUCCACCCUAUUUUUUAUUUUUACUAAGCUGACAGCGCUAUCUCUGUUUGUGUAUGUGUAAUCAUAAAACUCAUCAACCAAAUUCAAAGUUAAUGUUUUUAUUUGGUACAAAUAUAUACAACAAGGAUGGAAAUGGAAGUAAAAGAUAUAAUAGAAAAAUCUUUGAGAAAGGCAAAGGAUCAUGACAGUCUUGGCCAUGUUGGAAAGGCUUAUGCUUAUUAUACUGUUGUAGCAGAAUUAUGUUCUCCAAAAAGAGCAGAAAUAGAGGAAGCAUUUACAGAUGUGUUAUGUGAAUGGUGUAUGCAAUUGGAGGUCAAUAAUAGGUUUUCUGAUCUUCUGUUAUGUUAUAAACAUUCUUUAGAUAUUUAUCCAAAUAAUCCACGUAUGCUAAAUAAUUUUGCAGCGCAUCUUCUAAGGAAUAACGAUCCUAUGAGAGCAAUACCUUAUUUGAAAAAAGCCUUGAGAGUUGAUCCUACUUUUCUACCUGCAGAACGAAAUUUGCAAAAUGCACAUAGUAUGGCUGUAGCUAGAUGGCACUUUCCAAUGUUGAACGAUAAGCAAAGAAAUAAUGCAUUUGCACAAGCAAUACAUAAAAGAAUUUCUGAAGGCUAUGACACCGUUUUAGAUGUAGGAACUGGCACAGGUCUUCUAAGCUUAUAUGCAAAAGAUGCAGGAGCCAAAAACAUUUAUGCAUGUGAAUAUUCAACAGUAAUGGUUAACAUAGCAAAAAAUGUGUUUGAGCGCAAUGAUGCAAAAGAUAUAAAAUUGAUACCUAAGCUUUCUUCAAAUCUUAGAAUACCAGACGAUAUUCCAGAAAGGUUGAAAUUAAUAGUAACUGAAACAUUUGAUGCUGGUUUGUUUGGAGAAUUAAUAAUACCAUCUAUGAUUAAUGCACACAAAAAUAUUUUAAGUAAAGAUGGAAUGGUUAUACCUAUGAGAGCCACUCUUUACAUGGCUGCUGUUGAAUGUGAAUAUAUACGAUACAGGUCAUCAGUUUUAUUUAACAAAAUAAAAGAAGAAUGCUCUCUUAGUUUUGAUAAUGUGCUUAUAAUACCAGACGAUGAAUAUUAUGAUACAGAAAAUCUUGAAAAUGUUAAAAUAAAUCAUAUAACAGAACCACAAGUAUUAUUACAUGUUAAUUUUAAUAACAUGUAUGAAUUACAAGAAUUUGCAAAAGAUGGCAUAAAGGCUAUACGAUGUGUCAAAUGCAGAUAUGAUGGUAUUAUAGAUGGAUUGGUAACUUGGUUCAAACUACAUCUUGAUGAAGAAAUUGUAAUAGAUACAUCAGAAGCAAAUUCUUGUUGGCAACUGGCUGUAUUUCCAACAAUUCCAGCAGUCUGUAAAGAAGGUGAUAACUUAACGAUUAAGACUGAAGUACAUAAUGGAAAAUUAAAGUGUUCUUACACAUUAAGCACAUUCAAAUCUGAUAUUGAUUCUAAAUGUACAUAUCGUUUACCAAGAGAAAUAAUAAUGUUCCUUAAUGAUCUUGAAUAUAUUAAAUCUCUUAUUCAAAUUAGCAAAUCUCAUGAAACUAGAAAAUUAAAUUGUAUUUUGGAUACCUCACCAUUUCCUAUCUACGGUUUGAUGCAAUUAAAAAAAAAUAAACAUAGUGAAAUUUUAUAUUAUGAAAGUAGUAAUUUAAUACUUUGUCAUCUUGUUGAACAAAUUAUUAAAGAAAAUGAAAUUCAAGGAACAGCCUAUGCUGUAUCUGAUUAUCGUCAAAUUCAACAUCCUGUAGAUAUUAUACUUUUUCAUAAUUUUGAUAUGAAGGGAGAACUAAAAGAUUGGGGCCAAGAUAGUUGUCAUGAACUUUUCAGCUAUUUGUUAAAGCCAGAAGGCAUUAUACUACCAGAGAAAGUAUUUUUGAUGGGACAACUUAUAUUCUCAGAAGAUUUACCUAAAAUAGUAUCUGUAAAAGAUGCAAAUAUUCAGUGGGAAAAAAAUACAUCGAAUAAAUCAAAUUUUCAUAAGCAUAAUAAUGAAUAUAUUAAUAUUAUGACAAAUAUUAAAGAUGCAUAUUCAAGUUAUAAGAUUGCAGAAUAUAUUAAUGAAUAUAAGAUAGAUCAAAUAUUUGACUUAAAUUUAAGUCUGUAUUCUUAUAUACCUUUAUCUGAAGUAUAUACAUUAAUAGAAAUAAAAGAAAAUGAAAAGACACAAUCUGUUGUAAAUUUAAAAAAAAUAGGCAAUAAUAAUAAGCAAUUACAUCCAAAUGCUCUUAUUUGUUGGUAUAAAAUUGAACUUACAUCAGAUCAUGUACAUUAUACAAAAAGAAAUGAUUCUUUUAUGAAUCACAUGGCCUUAGUGUUAGAAGAUGAAUUGCAAAACAUUAUUCGAGCAGAUAAUGAAGUAAAUAUUAAAAUACAACAAGUCAAAGGUCUAGUAAGUAUCAAGUUGAUUACUGAAUGAAUCAAGAAGUACUGAAUUAUAUAUAUGUGCAUUUUUAGUUUUAUAAAUAUGACUUUAUUUUAUAACAAUUAUAUAACAAAAUAAUGAAAAUAUAAUAUUAUGAAAUUAGUAACAUAAUUAAUAUAUGUUUU